This is a messenger RNA of Polistes dominula (European paper wasp), 2863 nucleotides long. RefSeq names its product terminal nucleotidyltransferase 4B. The record is from RefSeq and is a predicted model, not a curated record. Gene Ontology annotation, biological process: polyadenylation-dependent ncRNA catabolic process; RNA 3'-end processing. Gene Ontology annotation, cellular component: nucleolus; TRAMP complex. Lineage: Eukaryota; Metazoa; Arthropoda; Insecta; Hymenoptera; Vespidae. Gene Ontology annotation, molecular function: mRNA binding; poly(A) RNA polymerase activity.
AAAAGAAGUAUCAAAUGAUAAGAGAUUUUUUGAAUUGAGCGCCAUCUGAUAUUAUGGCACUCGGACUACUCCCAUUCUCAAAGGAGUACAUCGACAUGAACCUCUCCGUAGUUUGUUUGCGUUCAUCGGCUGUAUGUAUGAAUUUGGUAGUGUUCGCAGGUUACAAUAAAGCAGAUAAUUUUUCAAUUAAAGUUGACUUAAGAUUGGAAUCGUAGUGUAGUGUGCGAAAACGAAUUAUCGCCGGAUACGGAAUCCAUAACUGUUUAAUGGAUCCGACUAUCGGUUGGUAUCAACCGGAGCAGUUCGGCCCUGCUAAGGACUUAUGGUUACACAUUUGGGAAGCUGAGAAAGGUCUCGAUAUCUUAACCCUGAAGAACGAUUCGUCGUCAAACGUAAUGGGCGUUAAGAUGCAGCAGGAUUUUAUAGCUUUUGAUUCGGUUAAUAAUCGUUCGGUGGCGAGUGGCCAGCAAAAUACUUGCAAUAGUUAUUAUAACCCAUCACGUAGGAAAGGUGAUAAUCGUGCUAGUACCUACGGCAUGAACUACAAUUAUGAUGCAUUGGUCGGGGAAUACGGUGGAUGCCCGUGGCGUGUGCCUAAUAAACAUUAUUCUAAAGGAGUUAUUGGGUUACAUGAAGAAAUAGAAGAUUUCUUCUCGUACAUGUGUCCAUCCAAUGAAGAACAUAGUUUAAGAGUGCGAGUGGUUAAACGUAUAGAGCAAGUAAUAUACGAUCUUUGGCCGGAUUCAAAAGUUGAAGUGUUUGGAAGUUUUCGAACAGGUCUAUAUUUACCCACUAGUGACAUAGAUUUAGUUGUAAUUGGAAUGUGGACAAAUCUUCCACUGCGUACGUUGGAACGUGCUUUAUUAGAUCAAAACAUUGCUGAGCCAUCUUCAAUAAAAGUUUUGGAUAAGGCAAGCGUUCCAAUAGUUAAACUAACUGAUAAAGAAACAGAAAUAAAAGUAGACAUUAGUUUUAACAUGAAUAACGGUGUUAAAUCGGCUGAGUUGAUAAACUCAUUUAAAAGACGAUUUCCUGUACUAGAAAAGCUUGUUAUGGUACUAAAACAGUUUUUGUUACAAAGAGAUCUUAAUGAAGUAUUUACUGGUGGUAUUUCUUCAUACAGUUUGAUACUUAUGACCAUCAGUUUUUUGCAAUUACAUCCUAGGCAAAAUGCUUAUUGCUCAAGUUCUAAUCUAGGAGUAUUGUUGAUUGAAUUUUUGGAACUGUAUGGUAGGAAAUUCAAUUAUGUUAAAACAGGCAUUCGAGUUAAGGAUGGUGGUACUUACAUAUCUAAAGAAGAGGUUCAACGAGACAUGAUAGAUGGACAUCGACCUUCUUUAUUAUGCAUCGAAGAUCCACUUACACCUGGUAAUGACAUAGGCCGUAGUAGUUAUGGUGCACUGUAUGUAAAAGAUGCAUUCGAUUGGGCAUAUUAUGUUCUUUCUCAGGCAGUCAGUCCUUUAAAUAUUCUAGUUAAUGAUGCAAAUAAAGUAAGUAUAUUGGGAAGAAUAAUUCGUGUGACAGAUGAAGUAAUAGAAUAUCGUAGAUGGAUCAAGGAAACAUUCCCAGUUCCGUUAAGUGAGGUCGACUCGUUGUCCAGUUCAACUGGUUCCGAUGCAUCCACUCUUUCAGCACCGGCAAGUGAUACGGAUUCCGAAUGUAGUCGUGGAAAUUCACCUAAUACAGGUGGAAAAGGAGAGGAGAAUACUAAAGAGAGACAUGUAUAUAAUAAUCAACAAGCUCAUCAUCAUUCGAACUGGAAGAAACCUUUUAAAGGGACUUCUCAUUUAAAUCAUCAGCACAGUUCAAGGGGAAAUUAUCGUGGUAUAAAUAAUAAUAUUGGUGGACAGAAUAAAAUAAAACAUAAUCUUCACAGUAAUGGUAGUCAUAAUAAUAGCACUAGUCACAGUCCAAAUUCAAGACCACACACAUUGAAGAGGAAGAAACAAUGCGUGGCACAGCGUGGCCCGGGAGAUUGUGUACGGUGAUGAAUUGUGCAAAGUAAUUUUGAACAAUGUUAAAAAGAAAAGAAAAACAAGAAAAUAUCACUUAAGACACGAGGUUUAAUAUUUAUAAUCGUGUGAUAUAUUAUGAAAGCGACAGCAAAUCAUAUUUGUCACAUAUAUAAACUAAAUCAUUCUGUCGCGUCAUCAUUCUCGUAAGUUUGUCUCCAUUAAGUCUGCAGAAGGGGUUAAAUAUUUACAAUUAAGCAUUUGCAAUUCGAAUACGAUAUUAUUCUUGACAGUACAAAAGAUACCCCUGAAGUAGCUAUAUUUUUCAUUUUUCCAAGAAUUAAUAUUUCACUCCUGUACGACAGAGCUUGUAUACCAAAGACGCGCGUACAGAAUUGUAAUAUAAUUCUAAUUAGGCUAGGUUCAAUUUUCUUUGCAUUAAUUGCACAUAUUGCACAUAAAAGUAUAAAAAGGAAAAAAGAAAAAAAGAAAAAAAGGAAAAAGAAAAAAAAUAAUAACAUAACAAUAUUUUGUUAAAUAUUGUUUCUUCUCUAGCAUUACACAUACACAACACACACUUAUUGCCACCUUUGAAUAGCAAUUGUGUUCAUACCCGGUUUAAAAAAAAAAGAAAUUAAAAAGAAAUGAAAACACUCAUUGUAAUACAUUUAUAUAUAUAUAUAUGAUACGAUUGAUAUUCACGAGUAUUAGUUGCGAUAAAUUUUUCUGAAAAAUUUCACAAAACUGUAAAACAACUUGCUCUUGUAGUUAUGAUAAAGACUUAGUUUUCUAUAUGAAACUAUAUUCUUAUAAUAAGCGAGGGUAAGAGAAAAAAUGGUGAUAUUGGGACUUACCUAAUGUAAAUAUUGUAAUAUACAUAAUCAAACAUAGAAAAAUAAGUCUAACAGUUA